CAAAAGUACAACAUUAGAUGGAGCAGAGGGUUUAGGGUUUUGCCCUCUUAGUUUGUUUCUCUGAAUCGCAGGCAAAAGAGAAGUGAAAACCAAGGAAGAAGAAGAAGAUGUGGUAUCUGUGCGUGUUCUUCCACAGAUUAUUAGACUACAGGAAAGCCGAGGUCGAAUCUUUAGCACAACUCUUUAGCAACGAAGAUCAAGAAUACCAGUGUUUGCAAUGGAGGCUGCCACUGCUCCACCACCCAGAUUCCCCUUUCCAUUUCGUCGAUCUCCCUUCGGAAGACGUAGCCAAGAGCAUCGCCAGUCGAAGCAUACUUGUGAAAGGAAUGUAUGAACUUUGGGGAGAAGGAGGUAGCUAUGAGGAACUGGAAGAGUGUAUAAGAAAUUACCCAGAUGAGCGGAAGUUGCCGUACCUAGACUCCAAUAGUACUUUCAAGAUUAAUGUUGACACCUUUGGUAAAGUCAUCAGCCUCCAGGAGCAAACCCAACGCAUUCAGGGGCUUAGCUACAUUCCUUUCAAGGGUCGAGUUAAUUUGAAAAAUCCAGAACACAAGUUCUGGCUUAUGGAAACUGAUGAUUAUGGAGCUAGCAAUGGUCUUCCACCAAUGGUCCAAAAAAGAAUCUUUUUCGGUCGGGAGAUUGGUGGUGCUGAUAGAAAACUUUUACCUACAUAUCAGUUGAAAAGCCGCACUUAUCUUGGACCAACGGCCAUGGAUGCAGAAAUGGCUUUCUUAAUGGCAAACCAAGCUUUGGCCACACCAGGGAAGCUUGUCUACGAUCCUUUUGUUGGCACUGGGAGCAUUCUUAUAGCUGCUGCCCAUUUUGGAGCCAUGACAAUGGGUGCAGAUAUUGAUAUCAGGGUGGUACGCGAUGGCCGUGGCCCUGACUGUAAUGUCUGGAGCAAUUUCAAGCAGUAUGGAUUACCAAUGCCGAUUGCUUUGUUAAGGGCAGAUAAUAACCUUCCUCCUUGGCGUACUGGAUUGAAAGAGGUAUUUGAUGCCAUAAUUUGCGACCCACCCUAUGGUGUUCGUGCUGGGGGACGCAAAUCUGGUGGCCGGAAGUUGAUGAAAGGAGUUAUCGGCCCUUACGUUGUUCCGGAUGACAAGAGGACAGACCACAUACCAUCAACUGCAUCUUACAGCUUGGUCGAGUGUGUACAUGAUUUGCUCGACCUAGCUGGCAGGAUGCUUGUAAUGGGUGGGAGGCUUGUGUUCUUCUACCCUGUGUUGAGUGAAGAUGAUAACGUUGAUAACCAUUUCCCAGAGCACCCGUGUUUCAAACUGAUUGCUACCUCCGAGCAGAUUCUGAGCUCACGUUACAGCAGAGUAUUACUGACAAUGGUGAAGACAAGUCCAUACACUGAAGACAUCGCAGAAGCAGCCAGAUUAAAACACCUAGACUUCAAAGAGAACCAUCUGAAAUGGUUAGAAGAUGGAAACCUUCAUUCUGCAGUUUUCAGUCCUACGGAUCCACAAUCAAAUGGGGCUGCCGAUCAUGCGAAGUUCACCAAAGAACCAAAGCCAAAAUACAGAGGAAAAUAUGUAUAGGCUUGACAAUUGGCUCUUUAGCUUGACUAUGACAGAUUUCAUAAUGGUGCUGCUACAGCUAGGUAGGAGAGUAGAAUGAAUUUUUGGUUAUCCAUGCAUUACUUAGGGAGCUUGUAAGUUAAUUUCGUUUGUUGUAAUUCUAAUGAAAGACCAAUGUGAUUUCCAUAUUUUAUAAAUGAUGAAAUUAUAUA
Molecule: messenger RNA, 1738 nt
Organism: Prunus dulcis (almond)
Lineage: Eukaryota; Viridiplantae; Streptophyta; Magnoliopsida; Rosales; Rosaceae
Product: tRNA (guanine(10)-N2)-methyltransferase homolog
Exons: 6
Coding region: 108-1547 (479 amino acids)
Biological process (GO): methylation
Cellular component (GO): cytoplasm
Molecular function (GO): nucleic acid binding
Source: RefSeq, a predicted model, not a curated record